AUGGGCCGUGUGAUAUUUGGUAAAUUUAUUAAAGGAGACUUUACAGUGCAGAUUGGUCUUGCAAAGACUAUAUUUGGAAUUGGCCCCAAAGUUGCUUCACAACUCACAGCUCGAGUAGGGAUCUACCCACGAUGCAAAGUUAAUCAGCUCACAGAACAACAGAUUUUAGAACUCAACAAGGAGAUCUCGCAGCUCACGGUCGAAGGGCAUCUAAAACAGAAAAUUAAUAGUGACAUCCAGAUGAAGAGAGCAAUCAAUUCUCGUGCUGGUAUCAGACAUGCACAAGGUUUCCCAGUACGAGGACAAAAGACAAAGACAAAUGGUGCUACAGCUAGAAGGUUAAACAAAAUCCCAAGAUACGCAAUCUAA
Lodderomyces elongisporus is the source of this 369-nucleotide messenger RNA. Its product is annotated as mitochondrial 37S ribosomal protein uS13m. The record is from RefSeq and is a predicted model, not a curated record. NCBI's taxonomy places the organism in Eukaryota, Fungi, Ascomycota, Pichiomycetes, Serinales, Debaryomycetaceae. The transcript has a single exon. The coding region runs from base 1 to 369 and encodes 122 amino acids. Gene Ontology annotation, cellular component: ribosome; small ribosomal subunit; mitochondrion. Gene Ontology annotation, biological process: translation. Gene Ontology annotation, molecular function: RNA binding; structural constituent of ribosome.